UGUUAUACCAUACCUAACCUAACUUCAAAACAAACUGGGUUAAAUUUUUGCUCGUAUGAAAUAUAGAGUGUAUAAUAUAACAAAAUAGCCACCAAAUGCUUCCAAAUCGUAGUAUAUAAUAAGAUUUCAGAUUAACUCUAGUUACCCACCCAAUAAGAACAAUAUCUCAACAUGUCAAACCUUCCAAGACCUUCAUGUGAGGAUAGCUCCGAUGCUAAGAAGGGUAGCUGUUUCGCAAAAGCGCUUGACUGGUAUACAAAGGAAAGAAAAUUUUGCCCGACAAAAAAGAAACAGAAGGCACUGAAGAAUCGCCAGGAUAGAAACUGUUGUCCGACGUAUGCGCAGAGCAGACCGUGCAUAAUAGAACAAGGAAAUAAAUUGAGUCGACAAAGUACAGUAGAGGCCUCUCAGUCAUACCCCGUGGAGAUAAACCUGUCUUCAUUCGCCAGCUGGCUCGACUGCAAGUACCAGGAGUAUAUUAGAGAGCAACUGGAGAGAAAGGGACAAAUUAAAACCACUGAAACGGAUUGCCGGUGUGGUGAAGCCAAAGUUGAUAAGGAGUAUGCCUUUCAGCAGUUUCAGCUUUAUACGAUGAAGCAGAAUAAUUCAUGUCCACCUAGCCAAAGUAACAUGCUAGAGACGCAAGAGAGUUGCUGUCAGGCAUGUGUGCUGCCUCCAAAGGCCACCACCAUUCAGCAAAAUUGUCAAAACCUGCGCCCUGUUCCCGCAUGUGAGGGCGAGUUUCAUAGACCAGCUAAAGAACGCCUAAUUAAACUAACGGCUCCAUCGACAGAGUUUUCAAAUUCUAACAAAGAAAGUGAAAUGCCAAGUAAAAUUUGCCCAUGUCCCGAUGAAUCAUCAUCAGCGCUGCCUACUAAUGAUUUCAGAUCAGAAAAGACGUCCAAAAAAUCGAAACCUCGGACAGACUCGCAAGUAAACUGCGAGUGCGAUGAUGACGAUAAGAUAAAAAACCCGGAUCCACCAUGUGCCUGUCCUGAAGAUCCAAUUGCAAUACCGUCAUGUUCAAAAGCAACUCCUGUCAAGAAAAAUAAACGUGUAAAACAGCCUACUCUAAAGUGCCUGUGUGAAGAUGAAAGCAUUGACGAUAAACUGCGAGAGGUAACUUGUCCUUGUCCAACACCUUCCAAAUUAGACAAAGUGGUAAAAUAUCCUAAACGCUCCAAAAAAGAAAAAACUGAUAUGAAAUUAUUAUGCUAUUGUCAACCGCUGAAAGAGUGUUCCUGCGGCACAGUGAACGGAGAUGAAGAAAACACCCCUACUAUAAAACCAUUUGAUUAUCAACUUCCCAAAAAAGAGGAGUCGCUAGUCAUACCUGUAUGUUGUCAAGAAGCCACUACUAAAGAGUCAAUUGCUCGUGAAAAGAAAAAUAAAAGUAAGAAAAAAAACCCUGAACUCAUUAAACCAACGCUAGGGGAAGCCGAGUGUGGUGCUUGUAUGGAAUGCUCCACUCCAGAAAAAUCUACAACAGCAAAAGAAAUACGGCAAUCUUCUAAAGAGUCACCUGACAUACCUGUUUGUUGUCAAACGCCUAGAAUAUCUACUAAGGAAACACUCGCGUUGAAAAGAAAACAGGAGGCAAAUAAAAAGAGGAAUAAGGAUAAAAAUACUCAGCUUGUUAGGCAAAAGCCUGAGGAAGCUGAGUGUAACGAUUGCAUCGAAUGUCCCAGUCAAGAAAACUCUGCAACAGCAGUAUCAGAAAUGCAGCAUCGGUUUAGCAACGAAUGCAAGUAUCCAUAUGCAGGGAACUAUGACAGUGAUAUGAGACUCGGCGAUUGUACCACUGUCCAGCAAGUCCCGGUAGGCAGACAACCCAGCAGAUGUGUCAGUGACGAAGCUCAAACUUCGCGACUCUCCAUACACUUGAUACCAAAUUGUUACCCAAUAUUUAUGAAAGUGAUUUGCCCAGAGAAAUUGAAUUGAGUUAACUGUGCUGUGAACCUAUGAAAUAUAAAAGAUUUUAAAUAAAAAAAAUAUUUGAUGA
Molecule: messenger RNA, 2002 nt
Organism: Plutella xylostella (diamondback moth)
Lineage: Eukaryota; Metazoa; Arthropoda; Insecta; Lepidoptera; Plutellidae
Source: RefSeq, a predicted model, not a curated record